Molecule: messenger RNA, 4053 nt
Organism: Cadophora gregata
Lineage: Eukaryota; Fungi; Ascomycota; Leotiomycetes; Helotiales; Ploettnerulaceae
Exons: 6
Coding region: 1679-3682 (667 amino acids)
Molecular function (GO): phosphatidylinositol binding
Source: RefSeq, a predicted model, not a curated record
AAUAAUAUAUUGAUGAAGAAAAGAAAAUAAUCCAAGGCUUUGGAAAUAUUAUAGCGGUCUCUAUUUUUGAAACCCAAGUCUUAUUCAACUUUCCAAGCAAAGGGAAAGUCUCGGCAUCACUCAGUCAACACACCCCUUCACCCCUCCAGCGCUCUCGAUGACGACGGACAGUCGAGUGGCCAAGCCCCCCAGCACUAGACUGCGCAUCCCUGCCUCCCAUCAUCAGCAGCAGCAGCACAAUUACGUCUCAGUGUCAGGGCCUGGCCUGGGGCAGCUGGGCAUGGGCAUGGGCAGUCAGUCUUUCUUGCCUCGCCUUCAGUACAUUAUCUCUUGCCUUUCCCUCAAUUAAACAAAAUUUACUACAUUCUCUCUUCUACUCUGUCCUAUCAUCCUGUCGCUCGCCCAUACUACGCAUCAACAAAAUCACUGCGCAAUUCCUACCUAGAGGAGCAAGCAGCUAAUCGCGGAAGCUGGCCCGUCAUCCUUGCAUGGACACAGAGUAGGGACUGCGCUGCUGCAUUUCGACCCCUCGACGAAAUACCCCGCUACAACAGCGUGAUACGACUCGUGAACGGUUGGUCAGCCUCCAAGCAAAAGCUGCAAGCCACUGUUUCCCAUCACUGCGAGCAUCAGCAUCCUCUCGAGACGACAUUUGGCUUCUGCACCUCUGUUCAAAUUUCCCCAGACAUCGAGGCAAGCUAGAGAAGGUUGAGGUCGACCAUAGACACGGAAGACAGCAGAUAGUGAGGUCGCAGCAGAGACGAAGCAGACAAUAUGGCGCAGAAUGGCAGUGCUAUACCUCCAACAGGAGGAGCAGGAGCAUCGACAGCAGCCAAACCUACAAAUGGACAGGCACUGACAGGAAAACAAGAGCAUUGUAAGACCUCCUCCUUCUGCCUCCUCAACAAGCAAGCAAUCUUCUACAGACCAUCGUCACCUCAAUACCCACCAACUAACAUCCUCCACAGACCUCAAACGCGAGCUCAUCUCCCAACAAGUCAAAUACGAAAUCACCGAACUCAAUUCCCCGACUGCCCUCCAACGUUUCGGCGCACCUUUCAAAUCAGAUUUCGGGGAAGUAUCCCCGCUGGACUCAGAGCUGCCGAUUCUGAGAUAUAUCUUUGUGCAUCAUGUUCGCGAGUUUCCGUUCCUGGAUAAGGCGAAGGAGAAGGAGUUUUGGCAGGAUAAAUUGCAGGUGUUCCUUCAAUCAUUCGCCAAUAAGCAUAUUUCGUCUUCGGAAGAUCGACUGGAGGAGACAAAGCGCAGGAAGUUAUCUAUCAAAUGCCAGAAACUGGUUGAGCUGAUGAUGGUCUCUGGCAUUCCCACAGCCUCUGGAUAUGAAGAACGGAUUCGCUUCUCAGAACUUGAGGUUGUGGAUGCUGGGGCUAUAGAUCAUGGUGUUCUACAAAGUUUGCCAGAGGGACAUUAUACCAAUGGCUGGGAUGUGAAUGUUGCUGGUGUGCGAACGACCUCUGUGAAACGGAAUAUCCGUUACCAUAAGCAUGCGGUAUGUUUUGCGCAGAAACCACGUAGGAAAAAUGCUGAUAUGUGAUAGGAAUUCAUCUUGAGAGUCAAGAGGAAGAAUGAGCUGGAAUUCUUCAUUGGACGGCGAUAUGGCGAUUUUUCUAGGCUACACAAGAGGUUACGCACCGAAUUGCCAGGCAAGAUCCUUCCUCCUAUGCCGAAGAAGAAUAAGCAGAGUUCGACCGCUUCGAAUCUGUUGAGUGGGAUUACGGGAAGAGGAGAUGAUGAUGAUGCUUCGUCAAUAUCGUCAGUCUCAACUAUGGGAACUGUACCACAAGUCGCUUCCUCCAUGAACACACUUUCAGUAAAAGACCACCGCCGAAGUCCUUCUUCUGCCUCGUUCGGGAGAAGCUCACCCCGUACCUCUAUGGACAGCAGACCUCUAACUCCAGCACCAGAUGAUUCUGUCGUGUUAUGGCGCGAGAACCAGCGUAUCUCUCUGAGAGCUUUUCUCCGCACUCUACUUUCCAACCCACAAAUCGCCUCUACCAGAGCUAUCCAGGAUUUCCUGACCUUCGAACCAAUGACUCCAACCGAUGCAGAUGUUGAGGAUAUUGCAAGACGGAAGGCUAUGGAUGAGAAGAGAGUUGAGGAGCAGAAGCAGUUUUAUGAGAUUGCUAGGAAGAGAGCGGCUGAUUUGGAUGUUUAUAUGGAACAGUUCCGUCGGGAUAUCGUUGAAAGCAAUGGUCUUACCAAACUCUUCAAGGAAAUCAAGGAGAAAACAACGAUCCAGGAUUUGAGCAUUCAAUACCAGAAGUUUGCUGAGUGGUUGCGGAUCGAAGUUGCAGCUACGAUUUACCAUCUCUUCCUUGCUGAGGACAAUUCGCCAGAAUUGUUUGCCCAGAUGAAGAAGAUUCAUUCCAUGAUUCCGUAUACCAUGAUCAAGAACGCUAUUCGGAUAGCUAACCCCGCGGCCGUCAUGUCCAGUAUUCUCGAUAUCUUCCUUGCUCAACCUUUCGGAGCUAGAUCAUUGAUGCAGCGAAUCUUUGCUUUCACUCUCAACGAUGGAAUCAAGAGUUUCCAAAAAUCUAUCGACUCUCUUAUCAGCAAAAUUGAUGACGAUGUCCUGUGCGACAAGUUGAAGAAGUUCUCGGAUGCACCAGAGAAUGUCAAGAACGUGAUCAGAACCGAGUCAGAGCUUGAUUCGGUGGAUCUCAUCGUAGCUAUCCUUCGCUCAGAGGACAUCGAACCACCGUUGAACUCGAAGCAAAUUGGCAAGGUUUUCAACGCAUACGUGGCAUGGAAUAGUGCUGUUGAAAAUGUCGACGAGGAAAUGAAGCAAGGAGCCCAGCUUUUCUCGUACAUGAAGCAGCUGUUGAAGCUGUACACGAGACAGCGUGAUAAGGCUAUGAUGUUGAGCAUGAUUGAAGAGCCCGUCACGUUACAGCUUCUUAGAGAUCUCUUCACUAUCUUCUAUGAGCCUCUCGUCCGUGUUUACAAGUCCGCGAACGUGUACAACAGUGUCACGGACUUUGCAGUCUUUAUUGACGAUAUGAUUACCGUCGUCGACAGGUGCCGCGAACAAGACGUCUCCGCUGACCCCAACCAAACCGUCCAAGCCUUCAUCGACCUCUGCCAACGCCACGAACACAACUUCUACAAAUUCGUCCACGAAGUCCACACCCACGAUAACGGUCUCUUCACCCAACUCAUGGGCUGGAUAGAAGGCAUCCUCGAAUUCCUCCGCCAGGGCCCGAAAGCCGGCAAGCUCGACAUCAACGCCCUCUUCGCAGGCGCCGUCUCCGUCGGCCAACUCGACAAAGCCAAAGCCAUCGCCGAGAUCGACUCCCUCAUCGCCUGGCAGGAAGCCCGCAAGAAGUGGCACUCUGACAAGACGCGCCAGAAGAUGGCUGCUGAGGGCGGGGCCCCCACUGGCGUCGAGACCGUCCCUGGUGGCAUCGCGUUCAAUAGUGCGGAUUUCGGGCUCGAUCAGAUGGAUCUCCAGGAGAUGACGUACGCGGAGGAUGAGGAGGAUAGUAGUGAUGAGGAGGAGGACGACGAUGAGCUGGAUCCGAUUGCGGCGGAGAGGAAGAGGAGAGCGAGGAAGCAGGAUCAUUUGAGGAGGACGGCGGGGGAGCCGGUUAAGCCGGAGGUCGUGGAGGUGGAUAAUUUGAAGGAGAGCUUUUUGAGUAUGUUGAGAAUGGUGCUUGCUGAGUAGGUGGUGAGGGGGAGGGGGAGGGGGAGGGGGAGGGGUAGGGGAGGGGGAUUGAUAGGAUGGGAUGGGAGUGGAGAGGACUUGUAUAUGAGAUUUGUAUUGGAUCCGUAUAUGGACCGGGUUGGGUUCGGUUCUGCUUCUGGUAGAAUCACUUUGAGGUGGAGGUUAUGAAGACAUGGUCGUUUCUUCAGCGAGCGCUGCGUUGCGAAUCGAGAUCUUGCACAUGAGACAGUUCAUUGGCGAGGGAGAGCUUGACUGCGAGAACAUGAGAAGAUAGAGAGAGAUGAAGAGAAAACAAAAUAAAUGAAGAGGAAAUGAGAAAUGAAAUGAGAUAUAGACCAGACUAUUGAGAUAUCGAGCAAUGAUUGAAAUGA